AUGGGUUGGGUUGGGUUGGGUUGGGUGGAGGGCGACUUGCUGCCCGUCCAGUGGUCGGUCAGUCGCCAUCUCAACCUCGCGCAAAUCGCGGGGUUGGAUUGGGAACUGAUGGGGAAACUUUGGUCUGGUCACGGGCGAGCGAGGAGCCACGAGGGCGAGGAAGAAGUCGGAGGCAAGAGACAAGAGACAAGAGACAUGAGACAAGAGACAGGAUACCAGGAAAGAAGGAACAAAGUGCUACUCUACUCUACUCUACUCUACUCACAGUCUCAGUGGCUUGAGCUAGAUUAUUUCCCCUACGCUACCACUUCGUACUGGCGCACUCCCCGUGGGAAUCGGGAGAUUCUGCUGAUGGUUCUUAUUAUUACUAUUGCUAUCCCGAUCAAGUCUCGCUGCCCAGGCCCUACGAUGGGAGCUAUAGCCCGCCCAAUCCUGCGAGGAAGCAAAGCAGCAGCAGCAGAACAGCGGCCGGGCCUGGCGUUGGCGUUGGCGUCCUGGCAACUGGCGGGCGGGCGAGCAGCAAAUAACGCACACGGCGCCGCUGCCGACCCGCGCUCAACGCCCAUGGAUAACACGGACAAGCCCUCAGCCCUGGCUCCUGGCCCCCGGUCUGGAGACGACUGGAGACCCCAGGACCACACCCACGACCCCGGGACCGAUGAUCGGUCGUGGAGGGAGCAGAGGUGUGGUGGUGGUGGUGGUUGCGGCGGUGGUGGGCCAAAAUAUGGAGAAGGCAGAGAAGAUCUUACCUAUUCCUCUUGA
Venustampulla echinocandica is the source of this 762-nucleotide messenger RNA. RefSeq lists its product as uncharacterized. Lineage: Eukaryota; Fungi; Ascomycota; Leotiomycetes; Helotiales; Pleuroascaceae. The coding region runs from base 1 to 762 and encodes 253 amino acids. The record is from RefSeq and is a predicted model, not a curated record. The transcript has a single exon.